Gossypium arboreum is the source of this 1613-nucleotide messenger RNA. RefSeq names its product CBL-interacting serine/threonine-protein kinase 7-like. NCBI's taxonomy places the organism in Eukaryota, Viridiplantae, Streptophyta, Magnoliopsida, Malvales, Malvaceae. The coding region runs from base 88 to 1464 and encodes 458 amino acids. The record is from RefSeq and is a predicted model, not a curated record. Gene Ontology annotation, biological process: protein phosphorylation; signal transduction. Gene Ontology annotation, molecular function: protein kinase activity; ATP binding. The transcript has a single exon.
UAUAUAUAAGCCAAUUCACUCCACCUGUAAACCUUGUGGAACUCUCCCUUUUGGCUUCAACCUCUCUUUUCUACGCUACAAGUAACCAUGCCAUCAGGGGCUCCGCCGCCCCUACCACCGCCACCAUAUACGCCUUCACAACAACCUCCACCACCAGUACUAUCACCACCACCGAUAAGAAUCACCCGAACCAAAACACCCACCGGCGGCAUACUUUUAGGCAAGUAUCAAUUGGGUCGUAUGUUGGGACAAGGAAGCUUUGCCAAAGUUCACGAAGCGACUUCAAUCGACGACGGCAACACCGUCGUGGCGAUCAAGGUUAUAGACAAGACCAAAACCGUGGAUGCCGCCAUGGAACCGAGGAUAAUCAGUGAGGUUUCCGCCAUGCGCCGGCUACAACAUCACCCAAACAUUCUUAAAAUCCACGAAGUUAUGGCUACAAAAACGAAGAUCUACCUCGUCAUGGAACUGGCAACCGGCGGUGAACUUUUCGGUAAAUUGUUAAACCGUGGCCGGUUAAGCGAAGGAACUGCGCGUAGGUACUUUACCCAACUCGUCUCCGCCCUUCAUUUCUGUCACCAAAACGGCGUCGCCCACCGUGAUAUGAAGCCACAAAAUGUUUUGUUGGACAAAAAUGGGAACGUCAAAGUUUCCGACUUUGGUCUCUCGGCUCUACCGGAGCAACUACACGACGGGCUUUUACAUACGGCUUGUGGUACACCGGCUUAUACGGCUCCUGAGGUUGCUCGGAGUAAACCGUACGAGGGUUCUAAAGCCGAUGCUUGGUCUUGUGGGGUGAUAUUAUUUGUUAUGUUGGCCGGUUAUUUACCCUUUGAUGAUCAUAAUUUGAUAGGUAUGUAUAAAAAGAUUGCUCGUAGGGAAUACAAGUUUCCAAAAUGGAUAUCAAAGCAAACAAGAGCUAUAAUAUGGCAGCUUUUGGAUCCUAACCCAGAUACUAGAAUGACCUUGGAUAAGGUAAUGGAAACUUCAUGGAUUAAGAAAGCAUUAGCUACGUAUCGAUCAUCACACAAGGAGAACGAGAGUUUAUUACAUGGGAGGAAAUUAAAGCAUGAGAUGAUUUGUAAUGGAGUUAAUGCUUUUGAUAUAAUAUCUUUGUCUUCAGGGUUGGAUUUGUCUGGUCUUUUUGAAGGAGGUAAUGAUGACAUUAGGAAGGAGAAGAGGUAUACUACUUCAAUGGAGGCUGAUGAGGUUAUGGAGAGGGUUAUGGAGGCUGGGGAGAGAAUGGGGUAUAGGGUGGAGAAAGGGAAAAGAGGGGUUUUGGGAUUGGGGAAAGGGAAGGUGGUGUUGACGGUGGAGGUGGUCGAGAUUGCUGAAUUGUUUGUUUUGGUGGAGGUUAAGGUGGUGGAAGGUACGGUGGAGUUUGAUGAAGGGCAAUGGUUGAAUUUAGAAACUGGCCUUGGAGACCUAUUUGUUUCUUGGGAUGAUCAUAUCGUGGGUGAUUGAUUUUUGUUUUUGUAAUUUACAAGAAGUUUCUUUCUUUUCUUUCCUUUUAAUUUUUUGGUCAAUUAUUUAGGAGUGGUGGGGUUUAUUUCAGUAUUUAAUCAAUGUAAAUGAUCAAUUUUAUAGUGAUAUUUAGUAGUUUCUUUUAUAAA